Molecule: messenger RNA, 2203 nt
Organism: Amblyraja radiata (thorny skate)
Lineage: Eukaryota; Metazoa; Chordata; Chondrichthyes; Rajiformes; Rajidae
Exons: 7
Coding region: 111-977 (288 amino acids)
Source: RefSeq, a predicted model, not a curated record
CGCCGUUUUGCGACGCCGUGAGCAAGAAGAAGGCCGCAGACAGACAUCAUCAAAGAUCAUGGAGCGGAUCUUUGGACAUAAUUGACUUUAAAACAAGUAGACAUCUGGGGAUGGAUGCAUCACAGGGGCUUGGGAUUCCGACCGUGGAGUUGGCGAAUGGGUUCAACAUCCCAAUACUGGGUCUUGGCACAUCACAUGAUGGUGGCUAUUCCCACUCUUCAGUCCUGUAUGCCCUAAAAGAAUGUGGCAUUCGUCACAUUGAUACUGCAAAAAGAUAUGGCUGUGAAUCGUAUCUGAAUAAAGCCAUCAGAGAGAGUGGUGUAAAUCGUGAGAGUCUCUGGAUUACUACAAAACUUUGGCCUGGGGAUUAUGGCUAUGGAACAACAAAAGAAGCAUGUCUGGAAUCCUGCAGAAACCUCGGUGUGGAUUAUAUUGAUCUUUACCUCAUGCAUUGGCCUGAUGCAAAUGUCCCAGGAAAAACUAAUCGUGAACUUCGAGCUGAAACAUGGCAAGCAAUAGAAGAAUUAUACGAUGAAGGAAUCUGUCGAUCCAUAGGAGUGAGCAAUUUCCUCAUUUCUCAUUUAAAGCAGCUGAAGGAAGACUGUGACAUCAUCCCACAUGUCAAUCAGGCUGAAUAUCAUCCUUUCCAGAAGCCCCAGGAGCUAGUGGACUACUGCAGGAGCCAAGGAAUAGUCUUUGAAGGAUGUUGCCCUCUGGCCAAAGGCUUGGCUUUGUCACACCCCGAUAUCAUCAAAAAGGCAGAGAAAUACAAAUGCACGCCUGCUCAAAUCUGUAUACGCUGGAGCAUACAAAAUGGAAUUGUCACCAUUCCAAAAUCUACAAAGAAGGAAAGAAUUUGGGAAAAUUGCCAGGUGUUUGAUUUUUCACUCAGUGGGGAAGAUAUGGUAUCCCUAAAUUCACUUAAGAAUAACAGCAACAUUAUUACACUGACAUUCCCUUUAUGGAAGGAGCAUUGAUCUCAAACUGAACAAUCCACUGCCAAGAAUGGUCCCUCAGGUGAACAUGCUCUAUGGAUGUUAAGACACUAACGUUGACUAUAACCACUAUGACCACAAUCAUCACAUGGUUACUGAAGAUUUACAGUAUACUUGUCACACUUUGUUAUGCUACUUAGAGAACCUACUUGGAUUGAUGCUACUCCAGGAAAAUCUCAUCAGCUGUUUGUUCCCUCAAAUGGAAGGUCAUUUCUGUUGUUGAAUGUACAUUAAUUCACAUUUAUAGCACUGGGUGAUUUGCUUUAUGUCCUCGUUUCAUUUCAUCUCAUCUUUCAGUAACUCUCCACAAAAUGUGGUCUCAUAAACAGAUGGAACUAGAAGAGUCUUGCUACAAUUCUCCCCCGUACAGGCGGACCCUGCGUUACUGGGGGGGGGGGGACUGAACCGCAAAGCUGUCCACGCAUCAAGAAACCUGGAUUUAAAAAAUGAAUUUUAUGUUGAUUUACCUGCUUCCCCCCCCCCCCCCCCCCCCCAGCACAUUCCAUGAGAGCAAAUGUUAUUCUGUCUCAAAUUUUCAGGUGCUGAUUUGUGAAAUUUUUGGCGGGAAAUUUCAUUAACCCUGUAAGGUGGGGUGGUCGCCUGUACCUGGAAAUAUGCUAUUAAGAAAUUGAAAAUGAACUAAGAAAAGUAGCUCCUUAACUUCUAACCUGAGUUAAAUUUUUAAUUUAAUUUAACUAAUUUAUUGCUUUUUUGAAUGAAAUAUUCCUGAAUCUUAACCUUGCAUCAGUACAGAAUUUUUAAACCUAUUUGCUAUUUAUUUCAUUAGAACCUCUGAGAUAUGGUUCUCAAAAACAAACAUAGAUAGUACCGGUAAUUCCAAAUUAUUUAAUCCAAACAAGCACAUCAUAUCAAAAACCAGCGAGCCAGUAAUAAAAUAUUAUAAUCCUGGAUUAAUUACUUGAAUUAUUAGUGUUUAUAUGUAAUUGUUUACAUGAAGUUUAUUACAUUCUAUGAUAGUCGCAAUCUAUUCUCUGAGGGAAAUCUACUGAGAGAUUUGAUAACCACCAAACACGAUGUCAAAUUAACAAUGAAUAAAACGGUGAUGAGCGUUUAGUUUGAAUUCUCUUGCUGGAACUGAAAAGUCACUCGCGGCUUUCACUACUACAUUUGCAGAAGACGUAUAAACAGGAAUACAGAUUGUUAAUUUUAAAUAUGAAUAUUUUGUAUUGUUUGAAGUUCCAAACUUU